GAUAAUAACAAAACAGUGAACAAAAUUGAUCAUGUACUGAAUUAACAAAAACUUGGUAUAAAACUUAUUUCUGUGUAAUAAACUAUCCACACAAUUUACUCCAUUCAUUAACAACAUUAUAAAAACAUCACCAUGGGUUUAUUAAACACUGGUGCAUUGGCGGGCAAAACAAUAUUUAUAACGGGUGGCAGUCGUGGUAUAGGGAAAGCCAUAGCCGUCAAAGUGGCCAAAGACGGGGCAAAUGUUGUGAUCGCCGCCAAAACAGCCGAAAAACAUCCCAAACUCGAGGGCACUAUCUAUUCGGCCGCCGAAGAGGUGGAGGCCGCGGGCGGCAAAUGCCUGCCAAUACAGUGCGACCUCCGGGACGAGGCGCAGGUGCGGGCGGCCAUCGACGCGGCUGUCAAACGGUUUGGCGGUUUGGACGCACUCGUCAACAACGCCAGUGCCAUCAGUCUUACCGGCACCGAAGCGACCACGAUGAAAAAGUACGACCUGAUGAACCAGAUCAACGCCAGGGGCACAUUCAUGGCCUCGAAAUACGCGGCGCCCCAUCUCCGCAAAUCGGCCACCGCUCACAUACUGACCCUCUCGCCACCCCUGCAGUUGGCCGGUAGCAAGUGGUUCGACGGCACAGCCGUGGCCUAUACCCUGGCCAAGUACGGUAUGUCGAUGUGCGCGCUCGGCAUGGCUCACGAGUUCAAGGCGGACGGCAUUCGGGUGAAUACCCUGUGGCCGCGCACUACCAUAUGGACGGCGGCGAUGGCAAUGGUAGCGCCCGGCGCCGACUCCGAUGGCCUGAGACGCCGCUGUCGUAAGGCUGACAUUCAGGCGGACGCCGCGUACGGUAUACUCUCGAAGACUGAUCGCGAGUUUACCGCUAACUUCCUAAUCGAUGAGGAGUUUUUGAGGGCUGAAGGGAUCACAGAUUUUGUACAAUACGCGGAGGACCCGGCUGUUGAGCCCAUGCUCAUAUACGAGGCAAUCCAGAGUAAAUAC
Medioppia subpectinata is the source of this 996-nucleotide messenger RNA. Lineage: Eukaryota; Metazoa; Arthropoda; Arachnida; Sarcoptiformes; Oppiidae. The record is from the annotation of a GenBank genome assembly.